Drosophila melanogaster (fruit fly) is the source of this 2782-nucleotide messenger RNA. RefSeq lists its product as uncharacterized. The transcript is spliced from 2 exons. The coding region runs from base 129 to 2018 and encodes 629 amino acids. The record is from RefSeq and is marked reviewed. Lineage: Eukaryota; Metazoa; Arthropoda; Insecta; Diptera; Drosophilidae.
GUUCUGGCAACGCUGCUUACCAGUCAGCUGUUUAGCCGGCAGGUUUUUCAACGAAUGUUUUCAUAACGCGUUUUCCAUUCAAAUUCAAUUGAAUUGAAUUAAUUUACAACCAAAUAUCGCUCUAAAACAUGUGGGCAAGAACAAACUACCUCUGGCGAAGUGUGGGACGUCUGCGCCGCCAAGUAUGCACGACGAUCGUUUCACCAGCGCGAAUAUUUGCGGACCGAGAGAAUCAGUUCGCCCAUGGAAUCCUGAUGGAUUCUCUCAAACCGUAUGCAAUACUGCGUCCUCGGGACUCCGCCUGGCAGGAUUUGCCCGCAUCUGAAGGCUUUAUGCGGCCACAGCCAGAUGCCAGUGCUGCCGAUCUCUAUGCGGACUUUUUAGGCCUGGUGAGGCACUGUAAUCGCAUGGAACUGAAGAUCAGCGAUAGCCGCUACGAAGCCUUUACCCGCUGCUUCUGUGAGCAGCUGCAUCGCCUUACGGAUGAACAACUUCUUGGAUCGCUUAGUGCCUUGGCCGAGCUGCCCGUACCGGAAUCGCCCAAAGCCAAGAACUACAUGGAGAUAUGGAAUACCCUGGACAUCGAGUGCUGUCGCCGCAUCGAGCGAUGGUCCAGUGAACAAUUGCUACUCGUGAGCGAUGCCUGGUAUCGUCUUGGUCUGGUCAGGAUAGGCGAGUACGUGUGGCUGGCGCUGAAAAAGCUCGGCCGCAAGCUGCGAAAGCUGCCGCCAGAACAGCUCGUUCACUCCAUGUUCCUGUGCAAUCUACUGCGCCGACCCGUCUUCGAGAUGUUCGAUUUCGAGUUGAAUCUGGCCCGCUGCGUGGAUCAAAUGACGCUGUCCGAAUUGGGCGUAAUGGCCAUGGGCUUCUUUAAGACACAGACGCCUAUCAGAAAUCCGGAGCUGCUAACGCAACUCUAUCAGCGAUUAGGCAGCGAGCUGGACACCGUGGAAGACAUUGUCCUGGUAGCGCUGCUCAAGGUGCUGCGGUACAGCAGCAAGCUGCCACAAGUGGAGCCGCUAAAGAAGAUGUUAAGCGCUCUAGAGUCGCAAGUGGAUCGCGUUUCCCUCCUCACGUGCCUGCACAUGGCUCUUCUGGGCUGUGAACUGCAAACGUGCAAUGAUGCACUGGUGGAGCGCAUACUGCUGAGAUUCGAGCGUGAGUUAGAGACUGCCCGCCUCAAGGAUAUGGAGCGAAUUUGUCUGGUAAUGGCCCUUUUCAAUAUUACAACUAAGUCGGGAGUGGAACGCCGGUUGGCGGAGAGAUUGCCCGAUUUGCUGCGCCAGCGUAUAGAGGAGAUACUGCGCCAUCCUCGUUGUUUCUCCAACUGCCUUCAGUUUCUCACAAUGCGUGGUGUUUACGAUCUUGAGCUUUUGGGCGUGGCACUGGAGCCGCGUUUCCUGAAGCAUGCGUACCCAAGCGGAUUGCCCGGGCGUGAGUACUUCCAUUUGGAUGGGUUCGCACGCCUCCUGGGGCCGGAAUACCAGGGAGCACUGGUUACCGAGAAGCAACGACAGCAGAUGGGCCGCAAUUACACGCAGUACAUCCCCGAUCGGGACGGACGCUUCAAGCUGAAUAAUACCGAUCGUAUUCUAGUGGAAAUACGGGAUGCGAUCACCAUGAUCCACCGUCCCGUGACCUUCAAGCACAUCCUGCCGCAAUACGAUCGAUGCGAUGUAGUGUUGUGCUACGACCGCCGGCAACGGAAGGCGUUGUCCAUAAAUGGUGAGGCCUGUCAGGAUUACAGCGGUGAGAUUCUCACCCGGAAGCACUUACUGGGUGAGAGAAAGGCUGCGGAUGACCAGCUGGUCACAGUGGUUAUCGUUAUUGCCGGCUGGAACAACGUAAUCCGCGAUAAGGAUCGUUUCACCGGCCAAAUGGAUAUGAAGCUAAGGCAGCUGCGGCAAUUGGGACAUCAGCCACUGGUGAUCUAUUGGCACGAGUGGCGGGAACUGGAGAACUCAGCUGACCGCCAGGACUUUCUGAAACGCCGCCUUAGCCAAAUUGCAAAAAUUUAGCAGGAAAUAAAAACGGCAAUAGAAUUGAUAUUAGUCAGUCAUUAGCAUUAUCUGAACAUUGUACAGGCACAACACUACGAUCUAUUAAUUAUCUAGAAAAAAAAGCAAUAAUUAUCGAAUAUUUAAUAAUGACCGCCCGCGGCCGACAACUACUAGCACAGCGUCUUGCUCCCGGAUCCCCGCAAUCGGACCGCAGCGGACCGUUCGUCGCGAUCCAUUGUAUGGUUGAUGCCGUCGUCAGAGGGUGGCGCUCAACGCUCGCUUGGUGUACUCGUAGACCACGAACAGGGUGGCCGUGGCUGGAAUGGUGCGCAGGACAGAUGGCAGCAGGCCGCGAUAGAGUGCCAGGACACCUUCGCGACGGACUAUGUCCGCUCCCACGGCGAACAUGCUUUCGUUGAGGUUCUUCACCUGUAUGCGACUCUUAAUUACGUCUGCAGGAAACGUCGACGUCCAGAGGCAGACGCCUCCAAUGGCGCCGGCGAUCAUCGUACGCAGUGGUCCAAUAUCAUCUUUGGAUUGAUCAUCCCUGCAAAGGAAAAUAAGAAUUAUGCCAAUGUAAAUAACUAUUUAACUUUGUCCAACAUCUUUCAUUUGAAUAGACUAACGAAGAUCGAGUUAUCUGUCCAGCUAAGGAUUUUGUUAAGAUAUUGUUGAACAAAUUCUGUAAAUGACUAAAUAUAACUAUACUGCUAAUUAGUAUGAUAACUGAAGAAGAACGAUUGUUGUUCACUCGUAAACAUUAAACUCAUUAAUCUCCUUCU